ACCUCGUAACACUUCCUCGAACAGUGUGAAAUCUGACUUCAAGUGAGCGAGCAACCGACAUCCACGCGAAGAGUCUAAUGUUAUAAGCACUUUAUCUUGUGCUCUACAUGGCCCCCUCAUCGUCCUCGCUCGAUAGCGUAUACCCUCAGUAGUUUUCAAUGGAUCGUCCACCCACUUCCAUCUCUCCAUAUCCCGCUUCCUCUGCCACUACGGCCCCCCACCCCCAAGCCCUUUUGGCCUCCCCAUCGUCCGCAUCGGCGCAGCCCAAUACUUCAAAUCUCAUGUCUAUCAGUCCUUCCAGAGCUCGCAAAUCCAGCGAUGACACAUAUCGACCGAAAAUCAUAACGACAGUUGGUGCUAAACCGGCGUGCCUGGUCAAUGCAUCCGUGACAUACGUUGGUAACGACCAGAUCUAUGCCUUCGGAGGGUUCGACCAGUACACAGACGAAGUUUAUAACCACGUCCUCCGCCUAAAUCUCGUAACGCGACAAUGGAAUCUGGUCGAUAAUUAUGGAGAUAUACCUGGGGUGAGAAUGGGUCAUACAACCACAUUAUGGAAAGGCGACAAACUGCUUGUGUUCGGCGGCGAGAAUGAGCAUCGGUCGUACUUGUUCGAUGUCAUCAUUUUCAACUUGAAGACCGCAACAUGGCAGCAACCCGAGUUGAAUGGGCCUGCUCCGAAAGGACGAGCUCGCCACUCUGCUGUCAUAUAUGAUGACAAGCUUUUCAUAACUGGAGGAAUGGCUGGUGAGGAGACUUCGCACGUACUUGAUGAUAUCUGCUAUCUUGACCUGAAGACAUGGACUUGGUCAAAGUCCUACAGGUUCGUAUCGCGCUAUGAUCACAGUUCGUGGAUCUAUAACGGUCGUAUCUGGGUGUACGGCGGUAUAGGUGAAGAUAUGGAACGCACUAGUGAGAUCUGGUGGCUAGAUCUCGAAGGUACUCCGGCUUACGAAGGUCCACUGAGCUACGGCACGGGUAAUAGGUGGAUGCUUAGUCCGAGAGCUCAACGGCAUCGGUUCAGCCAAGGCUUGCUUCAGUCUGCUAGUAGCACCACUGGUUACGCAGCAAACUCAAGUAGUGUACAGACUUCAGCUGCUCAGGUACCCUCGAGGAACUCGACCGUGGCGCCAGGAACCAUUUCUUCCCUUCGAUUUGUCUCAAGUCCGCAUCUCCCAGCGCAGAAUGUAGGCACUCAUUUCCAUGUUUUUUCGUCCGGCUCUCUCCUGGACUUCGCCACCCCGGCCAGCUUCGUGUCUUCGUAUGAGACCAGUCUAUCCUCCUUGGACCUUGAUACGAUGCGUUGGCAAAAGCUAGCCGAUGGCAAAGACCUCUUCAGUCCCAAUUAUCGCUGGCAAUAUUGCACCAUGAACGAGGAUGGCACCCAGGCGUGGUUACUUGGUUGCCCCACUGACGCCAACACCACUGUUGAAGGUGCAGGAGAGUAUCUGAGUGAUGUACUUUCUGUUGAUCUACGCAAGCUUGGCCUACUCGGAAACAACCUGACCAUGGAGUCUCGCCUAGAUAAUCCUAGGAUGUCCAUUUCUUCGGACUCCAACAUUAGAUCACAUCUGUCGGGCAUUGGCGCUGACUUCGCGCGUGCUUUUGACCAACCGCCCGAGAAUGGGUCCUCUGGGGCAGACUUCGUCGUAACUGCAGAACGAGACGACGACUUUGCUGACGAUAUAACUAUGGAUGGAGAUGCGCACAAUAUCGUGGUUGCUAAUCCGUCUAAGCCCAUUCAUGUCCAUCGUUUGAUUCUGACUACUCGCUGGCCACAUUUCGCGAGACUGUAUGCAUCCGGAAUGCUCGAAUACCAGAACAAAAAGCUACAUCUUCCAGAGCCUUAUUCCGCUGUUCGCUCCUUCCUCUACUAUCUAUACACGGAUAGUAUUGCCACCCCGCCACCGACACCAGCGAAUCCUCAACCUUCGCCUACGCUUGCGGAUGUAGCCGGCAUGUUAGUCAUGUCAAAUAUCUACGAUAUGCCAAGACUCAGGCUGCUUUGCGUAAAUCGCUUGGGGAAAGAGUUGGACGUUGAGCACGCGGCGAUUAUCUGGGAACGUGCUGGAACGGCAAAUGAAGAGUGGCUCAGACAACGUGCUGCGACCUUCUGCAUGCUGCACUGGGGAAGGGUAGUACGUACCGAAGGCUUCCGGACCCUAGGUCGCAAAAGCCUGAUGGAGCUCUGCGAGGAAACUGCUGAUGCUGAAGGGCGAGUCGUCGGCGGUGAUGAGCUGGAAGCUGUUGGGGGAUUCGGUGCCAGAUUCGGAAGUGAGGGUGGCCAUUCACGAAAGCGAAGCAGCGUUGCCGGCGCCCUAACUGGGGAUGAAGCAGAUGGUGAGGAAGAUGGUGAGGACGAAGGUAUGGAUGUUAAUUGAACUGGCCAACCUGGUCAAUCGGUGGAUUUUUGUAUUCAUCACCUUACCCCUUUUCACGACUUAUUUUAUGAGAUCAUAGAUGGUCAAUAGCGCGGCGCCUUGGUGGGUUUAUGGACAGUUUGCUUGUCUUGAUUGUAAACGGUCAGAAUGGGAUUUGGGCUGGACCUGGAGGGUGAUCGACUAAAAUCGAAGCACAAACAUGUAUACCCAAGAACUGAAAACUUAAACGAAUUAUGAACAAUCGUGGCUUGUCAUUGACACCUACGUCCACAGCUCAGUUGAACACUUCAAGGGCUGUACC
Pseudovirgaria hyperparasitica is the source of this 2682-nucleotide messenger RNA. RefSeq lists its product as uncharacterized. The coding region runs from base 159 to 2381 and encodes 740 amino acids. NCBI's taxonomy places the organism in Eukaryota, Fungi, Ascomycota, Dothideomycetes, Acrospermales, Acrospermaceae. Gene Ontology annotation, cellular component: Golgi apparatus. The record is from RefSeq and is a predicted model, not a curated record. The transcript is spliced from 3 exons. Gene Ontology annotation, molecular function: protein binding.